CACGUUGUCUACUCAAUCAUCGAAGCUGUCUACACCGCAAGGUCUACCUACACUAUUCGUUGCCACUCACUUGAUGUGCAAAUGGUGUGUAACAGUCUUUAACAGCGCGGUAUGUGGCUACAAAACUGUUCCCAUUCUAUUCUUCACAGCAACAUAUCUUCCUCCUACCGCUUCCGUCUGUUAACAGCGCGUCAUGACUCUCAACUGUAAGCAGAAAGUUUGCGCUGGCGGCACAACAAUCGAUCAUGUCUCUAAAUCUCCAGUGCGUUAGUUUUAGUUCUGUGAUGGACAUCCUCGAAGACAUAACUGUAAGCGGGAUGCAGGACACCAGAACGGUGAAGUGUGCCGUUGCCACGAGAAUGGAGUGAUCUGUACACUUUCUAAGGUGAACGCAGUGAUGGAGAGUCCUUCGAAGAUUGACAGGCGGCAGGCGUGGGCGCUCAGCAGCCGCAAGCUUACGUUAAGAGACGCAGAACACUGCAGCUCGACAGCAGAAGAGCCUCACCGUCAUUUCUCCCUCCAAGAUGACGUCUUUCUGGAUGGAUGCUCUGCAGGAAAGAUUGAAACCUGGCUUCAAGGUUGUGGGAAUGAAGCCAGUCCAGCAAAAACCAGACACUUGACAAUAGGUGCUUUAAGGACAGGUACCAGCUUUGAGGAUGAUCUGAGUCUGGGUGCAGAAGCUUUAUAUGCUGAGUCAGAUGUGCCACAGUUUAGCACACCUCAGCAGAAGCUUAACUUGCCAUUGUUCAACAUGGGUCACAGCACUGCAUCCACUACCCUGUCAUCAACUACCAACCGGACUGUUUCCAGUGUGUCUGAGGUUCUCCAGAUGCGUGCCGAAGAUGCAGAAGACACUCUUUUCCAGCUAGGUUUUGGUUGUGAAGAACCUCAGGUGACAGCCCGCAUCCCAGUCCGAUUCUUAAACUUUCCAUCCCAGCUCAGAGGCAUCAACUUUCGCCUAUUUCUUGAAUCCCAACUCUCCAGGAUACGCCAGGAAGACCCCUGCCUUUCAUUAGCAAGUCGUUUCCGACAAGUAGAGGCAUUGACAGCGAUGGCCAAUGCCUUCUAUUCGUUGUACUCUCAUGUAUCCCGUACACCGCUCCAGAAGCUUGCUCCACCCCAGUUCACCUUCACUUCGCCAAUUGUGGAGAGAACCAUGUCUCGAACUAGUGUCCGCAGCGAGCCACGUUCCCCUGUUGAAAGGCUUAAAGAUACUAUCUCCAAAAUGUGCUUGUACACUGGAUCCCGUGGCUCUGACUCGGUCACUCCAAGCAGUUCACCUCGUAAACGAAACUGUAGUCUCUCAAGUGUAGUUGAGAAAGGUGUGGAGAGUUCAGGGAAUGAUGAUGCUAAUAACCAGGGUACAAAUCCAUGCCUUCAAAUGGAAGUAGGUGACUUGGAAUCAGACAUGGAUUGGUAUAUAAAGGAUAAGAAAGAUCUUGACGAGACAGGUGAAGCAAAGCCUGAAAGAACUGAUUCUGAGAGAGUUACAGAAACGAUGUCUGAGCCGACACAGGAUUCUAGAGCAAUGGAAAGUGUACACAACCUCAGGAAUACAUUACUAGACUGCACACCUUGCCAGGAGCCAAGAAGUGACAUAGUCAUGGAAUCCAAAGGUCGUACUUCACUUUCUGUUCACUUGAAAAGCUCCAGCAUUACCAUGGAACCUGUUCCUAUUAUUACCCAUGAAGUCAUAUGCCCUCAGGUCGUGGAAUAUGUCAAUCAGGCAUCUUAUCGCUGCCUACAAACAAAUAAUAUGGAUGACAAAGACUUACCUUUUGCGCACCAGAUGACAAAUAAACAUUCAAUAAGACUGGCUAACUCAAUGAAUUUACCCAUCAAAACCGCAGGAUCACCAAUCGGUAUCACACCACUAGAUACCCAGGUUGAAACCCUUGGUAAUGCACUUCCUGAUAAUUGUCCCAGUAAUCUUUCAUCCAAGCUCACAUCCACCACACAAAAGUCAUUAUGUCAAAUCACAAUCACUGGGUGGGAGGACGAAACCACCCUCCCUAACAGAGACAUACAGGAACUGUGUUCAUCCAGCAUUCACAGAUACUUAAGACCAACAAAGCCACUUAACCUGAGCAAGUUCAGCCAAUGCCCUAAACAAGCCAACUCUUUUGAGCUGGAGGAGCUGUCAUUGAAAUGGCACUCCUGCAUGUUGAUGGAAGCAAGAGAUGCAAGAAUAAUUUCUUUGGCGCCAAUCUACCACAGUGGAGACGUGCAGAACUUCAGUGUGUGUGCGACAUCAAAACAAGAUUCGGAGUGGCCCACUUGCUUUCGCUUACGAGACAUCACAAACAUAACAAUUGUGCACAGUGCAGAAGAAGAGGAAGCCAUUUCAUCAGAACUCUGCUCCACAGUCUCAUUGUCUGUUUCAACACAGCAACACAAAUCUUCCCCCUUGCGAGGUGACAGCUUUCAAUCAGACAGCAGUGGAUAUGCUGAGGAGGAUGUGCAGCAUUUCCCCCUCCAUCACUGAGAAAACUUGACAACAAAAGUAAAACCAGUGAAGAUGCAUCAGUUUUUUUCAUGCUCAUUAGGUCUAAAACUAAGUGGUCGAAACUAAGUGAUUACACUAUGUUGAAAAGACAAAGACUUUAUUUCAGCUUUAGUCUUUAUGUUCUGGGGACUUUUAAAAUCUGUGUUUUUAUAGUAUUGAGAAAAAAAAAAAGAAAAAAAAAAAAGUUAAUAGUCUUGAUAAGAAGUUUCACUGUUUCCAGCAGAUGGUGACAUACCACAAGCUCCCAAUGUUAACCAAAGUUAACAUGAAACCAUGUGUAAAUCAACAAGAAAUAAAUGUAGGGCAGGACUUGAUUUUAUCCAUCAGGAAUUUGGAUUGUGAAAAGUUGUCUCUAUGACAGAGGGUUGGGGGGGGGGGCUUGAAAAAUAGGUGAGAUUGGUGACGUCAGGUGAAAAGUCAUUUCAGAAUUAUUACAUUAUGAUGAAAGAUUACAAAGACAAAAAUGUAUUUAUUUGGAAAAACAUCCUAAGAAUGUGUAUUAAGAAAGUAUAUAGGGUCAGUUUUGAUUUCAUGUUGACUUUAAAGUGUAAACCAACAGCUGUACCUCUUGUGUGAUAAAUAUUGUGAACGUCUGGCUUUCAAAGCACUUUUCAGUCUUAUUCUUCAGAAAAAAUUAACAGCAGUAGAGAUUGCCUUUAUAUGUUAAUAAAUAAUUAAUUUGAA
Messenger RNA from Myxocyprinus asiaticus (Chinese sucker), 3190 nucleotides. RefSeq names its product protein ITPRID2-like. NCBI's taxonomy places the organism in Eukaryota, Metazoa, Chordata, Actinopteri, Cypriniformes, Catostomidae. Gene Ontology annotation, molecular function: signaling receptor binding. The coding region runs from base 398 to 2485 and encodes 695 amino acids. The record is from RefSeq and is a predicted model, not a curated record. The transcript has 12 exons.